GCCCUCAGCGGCUGUGCCGCUCUGCGCCGCGCUACUCGCUUCCGCUGACGCCAUUUCCGGGUGGGGCGGAGGGGAGAGGGGAGGGCCAUGUCUUCAGACUCCAGCAAGAAGAGGAAACCCAAAGUGAUCCGCACGGACGGGGGCCCCCAGGAGGGCAAACGGGGCAAGGGUGAUGCUGAGCAGGAUGUGCGUUACUACAGUGAGGAGGGGGAGGUGGAUCUCCGGGACCCCAUCAAGGAUUAUGAACUCUACAGAGACACCUGCCAGGAGCUCCAGAGGCUGAUGGCAGAAAUCCAGGAGCUGAAGACCCGAGGGAUCAAGGAUAAUGCUGCAGAGAUCGAUGAGAGGAGGCUCCAGAGCUGUGUGCACUUCAUGACCCUGAAGAAGCUGAACCGCCUGGCACACAUCCGUCUGAAAAAGGGCAGAGACCAAACCCACGAGGCAAAGCAGAAAGUUGAUGCCUAUCACCUGCAGCUCCAGAACUUGCUCUAUGAGGUGAUGCACCUGCAGAAGGAGAUCACCAAGUGCCUGGAAUUCAAAUCAAAACAUGAGGAGAUUGAGCUGGUGAGCCUGGAGGAGUUUUACAGAGAGGCCCCUCCUGAAAUCAGUCGUCCUUCCAUCACCCUCUCUGAGCCCCACCAGCAGACCCUGGCCAGACUGGACUGGGAGCUGGAGCAGAGGAAGAGGCUGGCAGAGAAGUACAAGGAGUGCCUGACCAGCAAGGAGAAGAUCCUGAAGGAGAUUGAGGUGAAGAAGGAAUAUCUGAGCAGCCUCCAACCUCGACUCAACAGCAUCAUGCAGGCCUCCCUGCCUGUCCAGGAGUAUCUCUUCAUGCCCUUUGACCAGGCACACAAGCAGUACGAGACAGCCCGGCACCUCCCACCACCUCUCUACGUCCUCUUCGUUCAAGCCAGUGCCUAUGGGCAGGCCUGUGAUAAGAAACUCGUGGUGGCCAUUGAAGGGAGCGUGGAGGAAGCCAAAGCCCUGUACAAGCCACCUGAGGACUCCCAGGAUGAUGAGAGCGACUCUGACGCAGAGGAGGAGCAGACAACGAAGCGGCGCCGUCCCACCCUGGGUGUGCAGCUGGAUGACAAACGCAAGGAGAUGCUGAAGAGGCACCCUUUGUAUGUCACCAUCGACCUCAAAUGCAAGGAUGAGAAUGUCCUUCACCUCACCUUCUACUACCUGAUGAACCUCAAUGUCAUGACAGUGAAAGCCAAGGUGACCACUGCUCUUGAGAUGACAACUGCCAUCAGUGCUGGUGACCUGCUCUCCCCAGACUCCCUCCUUAACUGCCUCUAUCCAGGAGACCACGGAAGGAGAACUCCCAACCCAGCCAACCAGUUCCAGUUUGAUAAAGUGGGCAUUGUGACCUUGAGUGACUAUGUGGCAGAGCUGGGGCACCCCUACCUCUGGGUGCAGAAGUUGGGAGGGCUGCACUUUCCCAAGGAUCAGCCUCAGCACACGGUGACAGCUGACAACUCCCUGAGUGCCAGCCACAUGGAGCUGACAGUGAAGCUGCUGCGGUCCCGCCUGCAGUCCCGCCUGGCUCUGCACAAGCAGUUUGCCUCCCUCGAGCACGGGGUUGUGCCAGUCUCCAGCGAGUGCCAGCAUCUCUUCCCUGCCAAGAUUGUCUCCCGGCUGGUCAAGUGGACAGCCAUUCCCUAUGAAGAUUAUGCAGAGCUGCCCUACACUAAAGAUGUCAUCGAGGCAGGCUUGGCUGAGGACACUCACCUCUACUACAUGGCCCUGAUUGAAAGAGGCACAGCCAAGCUGCAGGCUGCUGUGGUGGUGAACCCAGGGUAUUCCACCCUGCCCCCUGUCUUCAGCCUCUGUCUCAACUGGAAAGGGGAAAGGACCAGCAGCAAUGAUGACAACAUCAGGGCCAUGGAGAGUGAGGUGAAUGUACACUACAAGGAGCUCUGGGGCCCCAAGCCAGGCUCCCAGCUGCUGACCAACCAGCUCCAGAGGCUCUGCAUGGUGCUGGAUGUCUACUUGGAGACUGAGCCCCACGACCCCAGUGUGGAGGGACCCAAGGAGUUUCCCCAGGAGAAAAUGUGUCUGCGUUUGGUCAGGGGACCCAUGCGCCUGAAACCCUUCAAGUUCAACCACCCCCAGGGCUUCUUCAGCCACCGCUGAGCCUCAUCCUGCCCACAGAGAGGAGCAGCCCCAUCCCACACUUCUUUUAAUUUUCAGAGAUUUUGGGGGGGAGUUCAACUGAAGAUUUUGUAGCCCAAAGGAUUAAACCCUGUGCUGAAGGCAGA
Calypte anna (Anna's hummingbird) is the source of this 2264-nucleotide messenger RNA. It is a transcript of the gene THOC5, whose product is annotated as THO complex 5. The transcript is spliced from 20 exons. NCBI's taxonomy places the organism in Eukaryota, Metazoa, Chordata, Aves, Apodiformes, Trochilidae. Gene Ontology annotation, cellular component: THO complex part of transcription export complex. Gene Ontology annotation, molecular function: mRNA binding. The record is from RefSeq and is a predicted model, not a curated record. Bases 88 to 2139 code for a protein of 683 amino acids. Gene Ontology annotation, biological process: positive regulation of DNA-templated transcription, elongation; mRNA export from nucleus.